CAACGCGGACCUGUGUGAUUCUGUCAGCCAAGAGACCACGGAGGCGAGUGGCGUCAUGUCGUUGCCUGCUUUCCCACCGAGCAGCCCUCUGCCAGUGACCAGCACCAUGACCAGGACAACCUUCUCCCCCAGCUCCCCUACAGACAAGCCCCUCCAGCUACCAGCCCUCUUCAGUGGCCUCAGAGUGUUUAGGAAGGGGGUGAUGGGGCCCGAGAACGACACCGUGGCCCAGAUCAAGUCCCUUCUCCAGGGAUCAAAGAAGGAGCUCGACCCCGAGGUGGAAAACAACCCAGAGGACGCCAAGGUACAGAGGAGGGAAAGCAUUCUGGACCAUCUCUCCCAGUUGUUGAACCGGCGGGAGAACGGAGCAGAUAAGAAAGAGGAAGGAACUUACGAUAGGGCCGAUGAAUCAGAGCUCUUUACCAGAGAUUACAAACCAGUCAUAGAGGAGGAGAAGGAGACCGACGAGAUGGAAAGCAUUGGAGAGGACGACAUCAACCGCAUCACAGACCAGUCCGAAGAACCCACAGGGCUACAGGACAGUCCCAAGUCCCCCGUCUCUGGAGCAGAGGCCGCGUUUGACGCCUUCAAGGCUUUCUUCACCCCAAGGCCUCUGAGGAGAGACCCUUCAGAGAGGUUUGAUCUGAGGAAGAGGAUCAGAAGCGACAAAGAGGUGCUGAAGGGUCUCAUUGAAAGGAGCGCCAACAACACACCCGGGAAAGAAAGCCCUUCAGAUGGCAAAGCAGAGGCUGAUCCCCCGGGGGACGGGGAGGAGCGGACCCCCGGCCGGCUGCAGGCCAUCUGGCCCCCCCCCAGGGACGAGAAGGUGGGGCUGAAGUAUACGGAAGCAGAGCAUCAGGCUGCCCUUCUCCAGUUAAAGAGGGAAUGCAAAGAGGAAGAAGAGAAGUUGCAGGAGGACCACGGCCGCGCCCUGUCCAGGCUGAGGGAGGAGCACGAGGAGAACCUCUCCCUGGCCCGGCUGCACGCCCAGCGCACCCUGGCUGAGGCCCCCCGGCGCGGGGACCUCCGGGACGCCUGCGUCUCCACGGAGGACGAUGUCCCACGCAAGGCCUUCCGCACGGUGUGCGUCCAGACGGACCGGGAGACCUUCCUCCGAGCUCCGGAGGGCGGCGGCGGCGGGAGCCCCCAGCAGCAAAUGGCGCCCCCUAAAAGGCUUGACCUGGCCUCCAUCAGCCUCAGCCUGGUGGGACAGAGGGAGGACCACGCCCCUCCUGACGCAGCUCCGGGCUUCCCACUGCCCCCCCCUCCUCCUCCUCCGCCUCCUCUGGGGCUGGGGAGGGCAGUUGAUGGACCCCCAAGGAAGCCGGCGAUUGAGCCCACCGUCCCCAUGAAGCCUCUCUACUGGACUCGGAUCCAGAUCCAGGACAAAAAGAGUGACAGCCUAUGGGACUCCUUGGAGCCUCCCAGCCUGAUCAACAGCGGAGCCUUCGAGGACCUGUUUGCCAAGGGCACAACGCAGGCCAACAGGAAGCCACUGGCCGAGGCCUACGAGAAGAAAACCAAAGCCAGGAAGAUCGUGAAGCUGCUUGACGCUAAGCGCUCUCAGGCUGUGGCCAUCUUCAUCUCCAGCCUCCACUUAGACAUGAAGGACAUCAAACAUGCGGUGCUCAAGGUGGACCACUCCCUGGUGGACCUGGAGACCAUUGAAGCGCUGUAUGAAAACAGAGCCCAGCCCGAGGAGGUGCAGAGGAUCAGGAACCACUACGAGACGGCGGACCAGGAGCACAUCAAACUGCUGGACAAACCCGAACAAUUCCUAUAUGAGUUGUCUCAGAUCCCCGACUUUGCAGGGAGAGCUCGUUGCAUCAUCUUCCAGUCGGCGUUCAAUGACACCAUUGCCUCCGUCCACCACAAGGUCGAGAUGGUGUCCUCAGCCUGCACGGCGCUGCGGGAGGGUCCCGGGGUGAGGGCGGUGGUGGCCGUGGUGCUUGCUCUGGGGAACCACAUGAACGGGGGCAGCAGGGUGCGGGGCCAGGCCGACGGCUUCGGCCUGGACAUCCUGCCCAAGCUCAAGGACGUCAAGAGCCAGGACAAGCGCAUGAGCCUAGUGGACUACGUGGUGUCCUACUACCUGCACUACGUGGACCAGGAUGCCGGCACGGACCGGAGCGUGUUCCCGCUCCCGGAGCCCCAGGACCUCUUCCUGGCCAGCCAGGUCAGGAUGGACGACCUGGACCGGGACCUGAGGAGACUGGGACGGGACCUGACAGUGUGUGAGAAAGACGUGCUCGCGGUGAGCUCCACCUCCGCUGAGGAGCACCGCCAGCCCUUCAAGGACAAGAUGGAGGCCUUCCUCCUCACGGCCCGGAAAAGCCAUGAAGAGGCAUCAGACCUCUUGAUCACUUCUCAAAAACGCUUUGAGGCGGUGGUGCAGUACUUUGGUGUGAGGCCCAGGGCAGGAGAGAGCGAGGUGUCCACCGCCCACUUCUUCCUGCUCUGGUUUGAGUUCUGUGCUGACUUCAAGACCAGGUGGAAAAAGGAGAGCAAGAACGUCUCCAAGGAAAGACUAAUAGAGGCUCAACAGUCGGUAAGGAGGAUCACAGAAGACAAAAAGGUUGAGAUCAGACAGGUCAACCCCAAUAGCCUGAAAGACCGGCUACGACAGAGAGAUAGAAAGGCUUCCCACUGAGGAACAGGAGAGAAAGGAGGGAGGAUGGAAGACAAUGACUAUGGAAAGACAAAAGGUUCACAUUCACUAGUAUGAUGUGGAUUUCGACCAGUACUGGCAUUUAAUGUUGAUAUAUAUUUUGUUAUCUUUUUUUUAUGCUGUAAAAUACGCCAGUAGCCAAUUGCAUCUAAAACAUAUACCAAACGUAAUAGUCUUAAAUGUUAUCCAGAAAGUGUCUCAAUGUCUAAUUACUACAAUCCAUUAAGACCAAUGCAUUAAAACGAGGAGCCUAGUCUAUAUUAUAGGCCUAAUUAGCAAAAUAAAGUCU
Gadus chalcogrammus (walleye pollock) is the source of this 2957-nucleotide messenger RNA. RefSeq names its product formin 1 (gene fmn1). Gene Ontology annotation, molecular function: microtubule binding; actin filament binding. The transcript has 18 exons. Lineage: Eukaryota; Metazoa; Chordata; Actinopteri; Gadiformes; Gadidae. Bases 56 to 2650 code for a protein of 864 amino acids. Gene Ontology annotation, cellular component: cytoplasm; actin filament; cytoskeleton. The record is from RefSeq and is a predicted model, not a curated record. Gene Ontology annotation, biological process: actin filament network formation; cortical actin cytoskeleton organization; actin nucleation.